GCAGAAGUACCUGAAAAGGGGGAGGGGGGACGGGGUCAGCCCUUGGGGAAUUCGAAAUGUCUAUUUAGGGGGCAUUCUCGCCGCGAUUACAUGCGGAAGUGGUCUUUUGCUCCUCGUAUUACUUUAUCUUCAUUUACCUUACCUUACCUAUCUCUUUUAUUAACUUAUUUUCAACAAACCAUGAUUUUCAAUCAUGGACAACUCAACAAAUAAUCCAACCAAAGAGAGCGCCCUGGAACGCGGGCUCCUCUCUUCCAUAACCGAUCCUACUGGUAACAUCCAGCAGAUCGCCACUCGUCCGUACUCGGACGAGUUCAAGCGAGACACCGCGUACAAUGCUUCGAGGAAGCAGGUGCGUGUCCGGGUCUACCUAACCACGGCAGAUCGAAACUUUCUGUCGAACAAGGUCUAUCAGCACCUCGACCUUGAAUUCUCCGCCACUUCUGGUUCAGGCCAUAGCCUAGCAAAUGCCAGGCGGGCCAUCGAGCAAGAGAUUGUCGUCUCAAAAUGCUCCAAACACCAAAAUUUGGUGGACGUUGGAGGGAAUUUCUUCACGUACAUCACGAUGUGCCGCGAGAAAUUCCACUGCUGCUGCCCACUGCUCGAUAUCAGGGACUCGGCGAGAUUGUCGACACGCCUCUUCCAGCUCGACACAUUGAUCCGCGAGCAACUUACCGAGGAUCCCGUUCCUAACCUGGAUUACGAGACCGCGAACCGGCGCAAUGCAAAGAAGCAGCGAGCCAGGGCCGUGCAGCAGAACCCUGCCCAGUUCUAAUGUCGGAGAAGAGCGCAAGACUGCUACGUGCGUGCCGACGUGCUGCUGUUCCUGGCUCGCUCUACGACAUCCCCGUGGAUGACAUCGCCAAGAUCAUGUUUGCCCACAAGGCAACCAAGGGCUUCGGGUACAUCAUCUUUGAGCCCGAGAUGCUGACCGACGACCGCGGAUA
Messenger RNA from Thermothelomyces thermophilus ATCC 42464, 947 nucleotides. RefSeq lists its product as uncharacterized. Bases 194 to 775 code for a protein of 193 amino acids. Gene Ontology annotation, biological process: RNA processing. Lineage: Eukaryota; Fungi; Ascomycota; Sordariomycetes; Sordariales; Chaetomiaceae. The record is from RefSeq and is a predicted model, not a curated record. Gene Ontology annotation, molecular function: mRNA methyltransferase activity; RNA binding. The transcript has a single exon.